Molecule: messenger RNA, 4328 nt
Organism: Emericellopsis atlantica
Lineage: Eukaryota; Fungi; Ascomycota; Sordariomycetes; Hypocreales; Bionectriaceae
Product: CNH domain-containing protein
Exons: 3
Coding region: 251-4078 (1275 amino acids)
Biological process (GO): intracellular signal transduction
Molecular function (GO): guanyl-nucleotide exchange factor activity
Source: RefSeq, a predicted model, not a curated record
CCUGCCUCUACAGUCGAAAUCGCCCUCCCGCCCCUUCCCGGGCUGGGGUUUUCCCCUGUCUCGCGACGCCUCUACGACCUUUAUAUCUUCAAGGGACCGCACCGGGACAAUCGAGUCAGGUAGACCCGACCGGUGGAGACCUGUGCGUCGAGAUCAAUGUCAAGGGGCUCUCCCUGGGCGCUUGAUAUCGACGGUGCGAACACCUUAGCUUCUGUGGCUUCGCAACAGAAAACCCCUCCCUCCAGCGACAAUGGCCGACUACAACAACCAUUAUGAUCCUCGAGCACCUCCCCAACGGCCUCGGGGGGGCUACCCAGACCAGGGAGGUCACCAACGAGAUGCUGCAUUCAACAAUAUCUUCGGGGCGGCACCCCCGGGCAGGUCGCAGACAAUGACAUCUUCGUCCAUGGCAUCAUUGCCGGACCAAGGCCGCACGCAUACCAUGUCGUCCAUGAGUUCGGGCAUGCAGCGACCGCCCCCUCAGCAGCGUUCAUAUCCUGGCUAUUACGGCGACCAUGAUCAACCUUCUCAACGAACACGUACAAUGGACUCGAGCAAUGCUCCCGGCGGCUAUUAUCAGCAAGGCCAAAGGGCAGCGUCAGGUGGACAUCCGCCCCCAGCCGCUGCUCAAGGACAAUACCCAGGCCAUUACCAGCAGCCUGCCAAGCGUCCAUAUCCCGCUGGUCAAGGUCCUGCCCCAACCCGCGGAGAUCCGCGCAUGGACCCGCGCAUGGAUCCUCGAGGGCCGCCAGCUGGAGCCAUUGGCGCAAGACAUGCACCUCAGCAGGGACCUCCACGACCGUAUCCAGGUGGUCAGCAGCCUGCUGCUGCUCACAAUGACCCAUACAGAUCGCAAUCAAUGGUGAACUCGGCACGUCCGCAUAUGUACAAUCCUCCACCAUCUUCUUAUCAGGGACCUCCAGCGAAUGCGUUUCGACAAGCGCAAUAUUCGCAGCAGCAGCCCUCUAGAACCACCGCGCAAGGCAGGGUCGUUCCCGAGCGCCAUGAUGAUCGGUCCAUGUCCAUGACUGGCGGCUCAUACAACCCGCAGGAUCGCCACGAUGCACACCAGACCAUGAGCGGGCGAGUCAUCCCUAAUCGGAGGGCCCCCAGCGAAGCCUCCAGCGUUACACCCAAUGGAUAUGCGCCCCUCAACGGCCACUACCCUCCAGCACCAGGAACACAGACGAGAACAACAAGUAUGGCAUCUUCUACGACAGCGGGCGGUGACCAUGCCAGAACGAUGUCGAUGGCAUCGACAAUCGCACCAAUGAUUACUCCUUCCGAGUCCGACGCCACUUCUAUGGUUGCCUCACGGCCCUCUAGAAGCAAGUCUAUCGAAAGCGAACGGCCGAUGACAGCAACCAAGAUCCGUCCGCCUCUCGUCUACCCUGCCAUGCUCUCGAAAGUUGGCGAAUGUUUUCGGCGCAAGAUCAUCACUGGCGACCGAACCAAGAACGAACUCACGUACAAAAAUGCAUUCAGCGGAAGCGAGGCCGUAGAUGUCUUGUCUUAUAUAAUUCGAACGACCGAUCGCAACCUUGCACUUCUCCUGGGUCGAGCCUUGGAUGCCCAAAAGUUCUUCCACGACGUUACAUACGAACAUAGAUUGCGCGACUCGCAGGCCGAGAUGUACCAAUUCCGGGAAAAUCUGAUGGAGGAGCUGCCCGAAGACAAACCGGCUGUCAAUGGUGUAUUUGUGCUGCUGUCUGAGUGUUACUCGCCGACGUGUACGCGAGACCAGCUGUGCUAUUCCAUCGCCUGCCCACGACGCCUGGAACAAGUCUCGAGACUGAACUUGAAGGUCACGACUGGUCUGCGCAAGCCUGAUUCCGCCAAUGUCGCCGAUGAUGAAGCCGAUCAGACAGAUGAGCAAAAGCUCUGGAUGAACUCGGUACCGCAAGAGAUCAAGGACAAGACUUCAGAAAAGGAACAGAAGAGACAAGAGGUCAUUUCGGAGAUCUGCUACACCGAGAGGGACUUUGUGAAAGAUCUGGAGUACCUUCGCGAUUUUUGGAUAUUGCCUCUGCGUUCCAAGGCCUCUCCCAUUCCGGCUCAGCGGCGCGACAAAGUCGUCAAGUCCAUCUUCAGCAACAUCAUCGACCACCCGAGUAUUCAUACUGUCAGUUCCCGCUUUGCCAGCAGUCUCACCUCGAGACAGCAGAAAGAACAUGUGGUGUAUAACAUUGGCGACAUCUUCCUCGAGUACGUUCCUCUGUUUGAGCCUUUCAUUUGGUAUGGCUCGAAACAGCUCGAAGCCAAGUUUGAAUUCGAGAAUGAGAAAUCGACCAACCCGUACUUUUCGAAAUUUGUCGACGAAAUUGAGAGGAGAAAAGAAUCCCGCAAGCUCGAGCUGAACGGAUACUUGACCAAGCCAACCACGCGUUUGGCCCGUUAUCCGCUACUCUUGGAGAAUGUGUUGAAGUUCACUGAGGAUGGCAAUCCUGACAAGGAGGAUCUUCCCAAAGUCCUUACGAUCAUUCGCGACCUCUUGAGCAGAGUCAACGCCGAGUCUGGAAAGGCCGAGAAUCGUUACAAUCUGCGCAAGCUUCAUGAACAGCUUCGCUUCCGGCCUAAUGAAAGGGUCGACCUCCGACUCACCGAAGAGGGUCGUGAGCUGGUUGUCAAGAGCAACUUCAGAAAGUCGCCCACUGAUGUCGCCGAGAUUACAGCAUAUCUGUUCGAUCACGCUGUCCUACUGGUACGGACCAAGCAGACUGGUAAGAGCGAGGAAGUCAAGGCAUAUCGUCGCCCUAUUCCUCUUGAGCUGCUCGCAAUUCGUGAGAUGGACGAGGUGAUUCCUCAACAGGGCAUGAAACGCUCGUCUUCAAGCCUUUUGCCUGCAUUGCGAACCAACAAUGCGGACAACAAGAGGGAAGCAGGGUGGCCCAUCACCUUCCGUCAUUUGGGCAAAGCCGGCUAUGAGUUGACAGUAUAUGCCGCGAACCAACAAGCCCGCAAGAAGUGGUUGGAGCAUAUUGACAGCUCGCAACAGCGCUUGCGCGGACGCGCUGAUUUCUUCAACACCACGGUCAUUUCGAGCAACUUCUUUGUUGGUACCAACCACGUCAACUGUGUUGCACCUUAUGACGGUGGUCGUAAGUUGCUUUUCGGCACUGACAAUGGCAUCUACCUGGCGGAUCGCAAGAACAAGGACCAAAUACCAAGACGCGUCCUCGAGACAACCUCCGUCACCCAGAUCGACAUCCUCGAAGAGUACCAGUUGUUGCUCGUCCUGUCCAACAAGACACUGCUGUCCUACUCUACGUCUGCUCUGAACCCCGAUGAACCUGCUCUGUCAAAGAGGCCUAAGAAGAUCCAGAACCAUUGCAGUUUCUUCAAGACGGGUAUCUGCCUUGGUCGCCACCUGGUGUGCUGCGUCAAGUCCUCUGCACUCUCGACUACUAUCAAGGUGUUUGAGCCCAAUGACGCCAUGACCAAGGCCAAGAAACAGAAGGGCCUAGGUAAAUUCAUGAGCAGCGGCCAGGAUGAACUGAGGCCCUUUAAAGAGUUUUACAUCCCCACUGAGUCAACCUCGGUGCAUUUCCUCAAGUCGAAGCUUUGCGUGGCCUGCGCCAGAGGCUUUGAGGUUGUGUCGCUCGAGACGCUUGAGACGCAGUCACUCCUCGACCAGGCUGACACAUCGCUCGACUUUGUCGCCCGCAAAGAAGGUGUUCGACCGAUCCACAUUGAGCGACUCAAUGGCGAAUUCUUGCUCAACUACUCCGAGUUCUCGUUCUUUGUCAACCGCAACGGCUGGCGCGCGCGACCCGAGUGGCGUAUCGACUGGGAGGGUACACCGCAAAACUUUGCCCUCAGUUAUCCUUGGAUUCUGGCUUUCGAACCCAACUUUAUCGAGCUGCGCAACAUUGAAAACGGUGCUAUCCACAUUGUGCCCCACAAGAACAUUCGUAUGCUGCACAGUAGCACGCACGAGAUCCUCUUCGCAUACGAGGACGAGCGUGGAGAGGAUGUCGUUGAAGCCAUUGACUUUUGGAAGAGUACACAAGCGCGUGCAGACGUAUAUGGCUCCCCGCCCUCCUCGUCAGCCGGCAUUCCGGGUUCGUCAGCGCGAUAGGACCAGCCCAGCCCGGUGUAGGAAGAGUGCCUGUCGUCGAGAAAGAAGCAUGAGCUCACGGCGUCCCUGGACGGCAUGCGAUGGCACCUCGGUUCGAAACGUAUCACGCACCGCGGACCAUCCAAGGCUGCCCGCAGGGCCACGAGUGAACCGCGUUUAUAUGCGGCAGAGGAGACACCGCCGCCGCGCUUAGCGAUGCUUAGCCCAAUGCGACAGAGAGCCAAUAUCGCCUGGCCUCUCGAACAAUCUU